AUGAGCUGCGAGCCGCCCUUCGCGCGGAGCCCCACGGAGUGGAGGCUCGGCGCCAGCGGGAUCGAGCGGAUCAACUUCAAGGGGCAUCCGCUCGCGCCGCUGAUGGCGGUGCGGCGGCAGGAGCUGCGGCGGGAGUGGCCGCUGCAGCAGGAACGGAGCUGGUUCGAUGGUAAGCAGGAGUCCUGGUCAGACUGGUGUUUCUUGUUUCGCAGUUACGUAGCAUCACAGGACGAGCGCACCAUCGAGCUGAUGGACAGAAGUACGACCAUGGACGAAGAAGUGGUCAUGGGCAUAUCGUUCAAUGACGAGAAAGCCGCUGAUCAUGGAGUGCGAACCCAGGCCAGGGGACGACAGGGUGCGCUGCUUAACCAGUUGCUGAACACGACGUUCAAGGCUGGAGUCGGACACAAAGAAGCCGUCGAGACGUGGGGGCGUGAGGUUACCGAGUAUGAGGAGCAGGCCGAGGAUAUAUUGCCAGAGUCUAUCAAGGCGAACGCGCUGGUCCAAGGGCAGGAAGACGAAAUUCUGAAGUCUCACCUGACGUUGAACUCGAACAGGCUCAUGAGGUAUAAGGACAUCAGAAAGGAGAGCAUGGACUACAUCGUGAUUCCGCGUGUUUGGCAUCGAGACAACGAUCAGGUGAUACCGAUGGACGUGGAUGCAGUUUGCAGCUGGCACGGCAAAGACGGCAGAGACUCCAAAGGCAAGGGCAAGAGUGCCAAAGGCGACGAGGGACCCAUCUACGCGAGCAUGCUGGCGGCCGCAGGUGCGAGCAUCUUCGAAGACGACGACGCGGACUACUUGAUGAUCGACAGCGGCGCAGGCAUCAUUACUUGUCCGAUGCAGUUCGCAGAGGCAGAACCGCAUGGCAGUAGCAACUGGAUUGUCCCGAAGAACUUGCCACCGCUUGAGGCCGCGACAGGGCAGUCGAUCAUCCACCGCGGCGCGUGCGCGGUCAACUUCAUGGCGGCGGCGCUCGGCCAGCAGCAGGAGAUCUUCAAGAUGAGGUUCCAGAUCGCGAACGUCAAGUGUCCGAUCGUGGCGCAGCAGGAUUUGCUGGAGGCAGGCUUCGUUCCCAAGUACGGGUUGUACUCAAGCGUGCUGGAGGCGCCGAGCGGACGGAUCUUCCCAUUGGUGCAGCAGGGCCGCAUCUGGCACAUGAAGAUGAAGCGCGUGGUCACAGCCAGCGAGCCAGCAGUCGUGUUCGCCCCACUACGAGAGCCAGCGGUAGCUCAACCCAUCCCAGUCUACCGGGUCUGGAUAGACUACUCGUUCCCAGGAAUGAAGGGCACCGAUGAUGUGAUGACGCUGCUGGUCUGCCUGGACUUCGGGUCGUCGGCUAUCGAGAGUGCGAACGUCAUGGAGAAGGGCGCGGUGGAUUACGGCAUCAAGGUCCUGGUGCAGGCGUUGCAGUACUGGGGCCGCAUGCGCGUGGUGGUGUCGCGUGACCAGGAGAACGCGAUCACGGCGCUUGCGAGAGCGGCAGCAACCGCACGAGACGAGGAGACAGUGUUGCAGGUCGGCCCGAGGCUCGAUUCCAAGUCCAAGGGUCCGAUCCAGGCGGCUGGGGGCAGAGUCCAGCAGCUCAUCCGCGCACUCGUGCACGCCGUCAAUGCACACCACAAAGUGGAGCUGAAGCCAAGCGAGCCGAUCAGCAGUUGGUUGGCGAGGCACGCAGGCUGGAUCCUCACGAGGUUUACCGUGAGAGAAGAUGGGCUAACACCGUAUCGUCGGCUCAAAGGACGAGAUUGCCACGGUCAGAUCGCAGAGUUCGCGGAGACCGCGAUGCACAAGUUACCCCCAGGAGCCGCUGGGAAGAUGGAAGCCAGAUGGGGCAAGGGCAUAUGGCUCGGCAAGGCGAACGUCAGCGAUGAGCACAUGAUCGGCACACCACGGGGGCGGGUCUUUGCGCGAUCGAUCGCCAGGAGGCCCGACGAGAAGCGGUGGAACCAUAACCUCUUCAUCCAGAUCAUCUGCACACCCUUCGACCCGAAGGCAACGCUGCUGGCGCAGGGGGCCGUGAACAGGCCGAGGUACCUGACCAAGGGUAUUCUCAACCGGAUGGGUCGGACACCUGGCUGCCCAGCUUGCGACGAGACGGGCCAAUGCCACACUGCGGAGCGCAGAGCCAGACUGGAGGCUUUGCUGGGCGCGGAGGACAUUGCGAAAGUCGGCGGGCUGGCCGUCAACGUCAUGCCAAUUGAACUGCGCGUGGUUGACCUUGGCGAGUACGCCGCGGUACCGUACGAGGAGAAUGAUAUUUCCAACGUCACGGGGGCGCUCUCUGGACAGCUGCUUCCAGCAGAGAAGGUUCGAGAAGGAAGAGCUCGAGGGCGUGCCAAGAUGAAAGAGCAUGGGGUGUUCAAGCGGGCUCACGUCACGGAGGCGAAAGGCAAGCGCGUUUGGGGCAAGUGGUUGCAGGACUGGAGGGUGGGCACCGACACUGUGCGGUGCAGGUUCGUGGCCAUGCAGGAUGCCUACCAGGCGCGCGACGACGCAUUCGCCGGGACGCCCCUGCUGAAGUUCGUCAGGCUGGCACUGGUGUUGGCAGCGACGUUCGGGAACCGCAUGAAAGUCUACCUGAUAGGGCUCUGGAACAUCAGCAACGCGUUCUUCCACGCUGAGAUGGGCGAGGACGUGUACGCGGUGCCGCCCCCAGGUGAGGAGGGGCCGAAUGUAGUUUGGCACUUGCGGAAGGCGCUGUAUGGGACCAGGAGAGCGAGCAAGCUGUUUCAGCGCAAGGUCAUUGGGACGUUGACCGAUCAGGGCUUCAUCCGCAUGUUGGUGACGGUGAUGGUGUUCUACCACGUCCAGAAGGGCAUCUACACCGUGGUGCACGGAGACGACUUCAUGGCCGUGGCGAAGUUCGAGGUGAAGCGGUCGCCGUUCGUGGGAUCCGCAGAAGCUGGAGGUGAAGCGACGUCUGGCCAUUUCCUGAAGAGGACGGUCAGCUGGACAGAAAAGGGUUUCCACUGGGAGAGCGACGCGAAGCACGCGAGGACAGUGGUCGAGGCCCACGGGAAGCUGCCAGCGGCCAGGGAGAUCUCGCCGGCUUCCAAGAGCAUCGGGAAGGAGGUGCCAACGGCGUUGGACAAGCUGGGAUACGCGGAGAAGAAGCUGUUCCAGUCGGCGGCGCCGACGGCACUGUACUGGGCAGCAGACAGACCUGACAUCCAGUUCGCGACGAGCUGGAUCAUGCGCGGGAUGCAGGAGCCACUGGUGCUCCACGAGCUGGAGCUGAAGCGGUUGGCUGCCUACUCAGCGACGCACCCGCAGAUGAUGUGGAACUUUGAGUAUCAGGAGUUACCGAGCGAGGUGACCAUCGUGACGGACUCGGACUGGGCUGGGGAUGAAGUGACGCGCAGGAGCCGUGGUGGAGGUUUCGAGUACGUCCGGGAGGCGCGCAUCGACAGUUGGGCUGGUCAGCAAGCGACGCGUGCGCCGAGCAGUUGA
Molecule: messenger RNA, 3453 nt
Organism: Prorocentrum cordatum
Lineage: Eukaryota; Dinophyceae; Prorocentrales; Prorocentraceae
Source: the annotation of a GenBank genome assembly